Cercocebus atys (sooty mangabey) is the source of this 7395-nucleotide messenger RNA. It is a transcript of the gene GRIN2C, whose product is annotated as glutamate receptor, ionotropic, N-methyl D-aspartate 2C. Gene Ontology annotation, cellular component: NMDA selective glutamate receptor complex; postsynaptic density membrane; postsynaptic membrane. Gene Ontology annotation, molecular function: NMDA glutamate receptor activity; transmitter-gated monoatomic ion channel activity involved in regulation of postsynaptic membrane potential. The coding region runs from base 2965 to 6981 and encodes 1338 amino acids. Lineage: Eukaryota; Metazoa; Chordata; Mammalia; Primates; Cercopithecidae. Gene Ontology annotation, biological process: long-term synaptic potentiation; synaptic transmission, glutamatergic; excitatory postsynaptic potential. The record is from RefSeq and is a predicted model, not a curated record. The transcript has 13 exons.
AGAUUGUGGUGGGGCAGAGCGGGGUUUGUCCCUCCUACCUCUGUAGGGCGGCGGGGUUAGACAGGGUAAUAAGACAGACGUCAGAAGCUCCUUGAGUCUGCCUCUUGCUAUUUGGAGCCCAGGGACUUACCUAGUUUUGGCCCCUCUCUCUGGAGGUAUUCUGGGAUCCCUCCCCCAUUUUAGGCCCCUUGGUUAGAGGUACAACCUGCCUCAACUCCCCCACCCUCCAGCCCGGGAGGACACCUUCCCUUUGGAGAGAGUCUCUGGUGUCUCCAGCCCAGGAGGAUGCCUUCCUAUUGGAGAGAGUGGGAAUGAGAGCACUUUCAGCUGUUAUCAGACCCUAUUCCUGCGCGUGAAUGAGCUUUAGGUCCUUGGUUAAGAAAAGGUCUUGACUGGGGAGGCCGGAAGCUUGAGGGGAGUAGGGAGGGCAGGCUAUUGGUGGAAAGAGAGAUACAUUUAGAAGAAGGAGGUUGGAGACGCUCAUGGCAGACUGCUUAUUCUGCCCCUUUGCAGUUGAGGAGCCUGAGCCCUUCAUCCAGGGUAACACUGUCCAGAGAAGUAAAAUAAAUAAAUAAAUAAAAUGGGAGCCACAAGUACAAUUUAAAGUUUUCUAGUAACCACAUUAAAACAAAUAGAAAGAAACAGGUGACAUGAAUUUUAAUAGUAUAUUUUCCUUGACUAAACAUACCCCAAAUGUUAUUAUUUCAACAUGUAAUUAAGAUACAAAUGUUUAUGAGAUUUUGACAUUCUUUUUCCCUAUUGUCUUAGUGUGGGAUGAAAUUUUAUACUGGUAGCAACCUCCGUUUGGGUGACAGAUGUUUCCGGUACCCAACAGUCGUGUAUGACUGGUGGCUCCUAUACUGGGCAGCACAGAUCUAGAGCUUAUCACUGGGAGGCAGUGGUGGUAGGAGGUUUGGGGCUUCCCAGAGGGCAAGGAACCUCUAGGAUCUGGAGGUGUGGGCAGAGGUGGGCAGACAGAGGCCUUACAAGGGGAGCGACAAGCAUGUCAGUGAGCUUUGUGCUCGAGAUUUGACAUCCCUGAUUGGUGGUGGUAGCUGAGGCAUGGCGUGGCACUGAUUGAUCCCAUGCCAGACUCAAACAUGUCUCUGGGCUGUCAAUUCUGUCACUUCUGUGUCACUGUACUAGGGAACCAUACACAUGGGAAGAAUUCAAGGGCACCAACAUGAGAACAAUAUUCCCUUCCUUGCCAAAACUCCUGUCUUGUUAGCCUGAAAUUCUACCACCUGGCACUUUAGCUUAAGGCUCAACUACCUCUCUCUUGGGAAUGAGAACCCUUUCAGCUAUUAUCAGUCCCUUAUACCUUCCUGUGAAUGAGCUCUAGAUCCUUAGCUAAGAGAAGGUCUUGAGGGGGAGGCUGGGGAGUUUGAGGGAAGUAGGGAGGGAAGGGUGGAAAGAGAAAUACAUUUAGAAAAAGAUGAGGUUGGAGGUGCUAACAGCAGCAUGCUCAUUCUGCAGAUUUGACUCUAAGUUCCUGGAGCGGAGGGACCAUGUCUCACCCACAGGGACAUUCCACCAUCCAGUGCCGACCGCAGGGAAGGGGUUCAGCACACAUGGCCAAUUUAUGUUUCUGCACUAAAGUCAGUCUAGUGGGUUCCCCUGGAGGGAUCCUUUCAGUGCCACCCUGGGGAGAAGAGGAACUUUCCUGAAUGUUCCUGGUAGCCUCUUGCACUUCCCCGCUCUCUGGAUUCCUUAGAGAGGACUAGAGACCCAAGAAGGCCCAUAUGUCUGUAAGACAUUAGGCUUUGGAUUAAAAAAAGAGAGAGAAAUUUGGCGGCAGGCAAAAGGAAGGCCCUGUGAGAAAGCUGGAGCCUGCCCAGCCAUUGCCUCGGGCCCCAGCCCUGAAGGGCAUCUGCCUUUCCGAGGCGCGGUUUCUGGCAACUUCUUGAUUUUCGUGAGCAUUUCUGUAGCAGAAAUGUGCAGAUCCUGGGGGAGGCGGGAGGGCUAGAGGGGUAGGCUCAUCCUGUCCACCCUUUAGCUCUCCCCUGCUCAGAAGUUUUGCUGGGGAUGUGAUGAAGAUGGAAGAGGUGGCAGUGCCGUGGCCGAUGGCCAGCUGGGAGGGAGAGCGACAUCCAUGGGCACCACUCCACUCAGGCUUUGCGUUACCCUCACGGCUGUGGCUCUUGGUCCCAAUCCAAAAUAAUGACAUUUAGCAAGGAUACAUGUCAGGGCCCUGGAUCGGGUUAAAAAGAUCCUGCACGCCAGUGAUGGCCUGAGAGGCCAGCCCACCAGCUCAUGUGAAACGAGACCAAAGCCCAGCUCACCAGCUUGGGGUUUCGGGUACCCCUGAGCUCUGAACAAGUCAGCACUGUCGCACCCUGCUGCGUAAGAGCUGCUGCUAGCUGAGGCCACAGAAGGAAGGGCUGUAGUGACGUCCAGUGCUGAGGAGGAGGGGGCUCUGUGCCAGGCAGAGCCAUGCAGAGCAGGGCCCUUGGGGCUGGCCCCAUGGCAAGCAGGGCACACUGGACCAGUAGCACAGGCCCUGAUGAGAGACAGAUGGAAGAUCCCGUUUAGACUACAGAGAGGACUGGUGGCGGGGUGGGGGGUUGAGGGUGAUGCAAGAGCUGUCUUCCUUCACCUGGCUGGGGGCCUGUCACCUGCAGGAUAAGGUCACUAAUCCCAGCAAAUAGCCUGUUAGCUCAUCUAAGUCCCACACUGCUGUGAUGAUUUCAGGCAAGAAAACAUGGCUCAGAGAGGCUAAGUGACUUCCCUAAGAUCACACAGCCAGUUAGUGGCAGAACUGGGACAUGAACUCAGAUCUGUCUGACUCAAAUCCAUGCACUUGAACCCCAGACUAGCAUUUUCAGUAUAACUUCCUAGGGCAGAGCCCGGUGGCUGAGUUUUGGAAGGCCUUGCCUUUCCAGCCAAGUGUGCAGUUCAUCGGUAGACUGGAGGGCUGGGUCCCGGUUGUGGCUCCUCUUCUUCCCUGGCCCUUGCUCUUUCGGGAUGACCUUGGGAUGCUCAACUAACCUCUGUCUCUUUCUCUUUGUCUGUGUCUGUCUGUCUCCCUCUCUCUCCACCUCUCUUCGGGGAGGGAGGUUUUCCCUUCUUCUCUUUCAUCUUCUGUAUGUGUGCCCCUCUGUCCCUCCUGUCUGUCCAUCUACCUCUCUCCAAACCUCUGUUUCCCUACCUGUGCUUGUCCUGGUCUCUCCGCAGGACCCUCCGGUGGACAUGGGUGGGGCCCUGGGGCCGGCCCUGUUGCUCACCUCGCUCUUCGGUGCCUGGGCGGGGCCAGGGCCAGGGCAGGGCGAGCAGGGCAUGACGGUGGCCGUGGUGUUUGGCAGCUCGAGGCCACCCCAGGCCCAGGUCCGUGCCCGCCUCACCCCCCAGAGCUUCCUGGACCUGCCCCUGGAGAUCCAGCCACUCACAGUGGGGGUCAACAACACCAACCCCAGCAGCCUCCUCACCCAGAUCUGCGGCCUCCUGGGUGCUGCCCGCGUCCACGGCAUUGUCUUUGAGGACAACGUGGGCACCGAGGCGGUGGCCCAGAUCCUUGACUUCAUCUCCUCCCAGACCCAUGUGCCCAUCCUCAGCAUCAGCGGAGGCUCCGCUGUGGUCCUCUCCCCUAAGGAGCCGGGCUCCGCCUUCCUGCAGCUGGGCGUGUCCCUGGAGCAGCAGCUGCAGGUGUUGUUCAAGGUGCUGGAAGAGUACGACUGGAGCGCCUUCGCGGUCAUCACCAGCCUGCACCCAGGCCACGCGCUCUUCCUGGAGGGCGUGCGCGCUGUCGCCGACGCCAGUCACCUGAGCUGGCGGCUGCUGGACGUGGUCACGCUAGAGCUGGGCCCGGGAGGGCCUCGCGCGCGCACCCAGCGCCUGCUGCGCCAGCUCGAUGCGCCCGUGUUUGUGGCCUACUGCUCGAGCGAGGAGGCCGAGGUACUCUUCGCCGAGGCGGCGCAGGCCGGCCUGGUGGGGCCCGGCCACGUGUGGCUGGUGCCCAACCUGGCGCUGGGCAGCACCGAUGCGCCCCCUGCCACCUUUCCUGUGGGCCUCAUCAGUGUCGUCACCGAGAGCUGGCGCCUCAGCCUGCGCCAGAAGGUCCGCGACGGCGUGGCCAUUCUGGCCCUGGGCGCCCACGGCUACCGGCGCCAGCACGGAACCCUGCCAGCCCCAGCCGGGGACUGCCGCGCUCACCCUGGGCCCGUCAGCCCUGCCCGGGAGGCCUUCUACAGGCACCUACUGAAUGUCACCUGGGAGGGCCGAGACUUCUCCUUCAGCCCUGGUGGGUACCUGGUCCAGCCCACCAUGGUGGUGAUCGCCCUCAACCGGCACCGCCUCUGGGAGAUGGUGGGGCGCUGGGAGCAUGGCGUCCUAUACAUGAAGUACCCUGUGUGGCCUCGCUACAGUGCCUCUCUGCAGCCCGUGGUGGACAGUCGGCACCUGACGGUGGCCACGCUGGAAGAGAGGCCCUUUGUCAUCGUGGAGAGCCCCGACCCUGGCACAGGAGGCUGCGUCCCCAACACCGUGCCCUGCCGCAGGCAGAGCAACCACACCUUCAGCAGCGGGGAUGUGGCCCCCUACACCAAGCUCUGUUGUAAGGGAUUCUGCAUCGACAUCCUCAAGAAGCUGGCCAGGGUGGUCAAAUUCUCCUACGACCUGUACCUUGUGACCAACGGCAAGCAUGGCAAGCGGGUGCGCGGCGUAUGGAACGGCAUGAUUGGGGAGGUGUACUACAAGCGGGCAGACAUGGCCAUCGGCUCCCUCACCAUCAAUGAGGAGCGCUCCGAGAUCGUAGACUUCUCUGUGCCCUUCGUGGAGACGGGCAUCAGUGUGAUGGUGGCUCGCAGCAAUGGCACCGUCUCCCCCUCGGCCUUCCUGGAGCCAUAUAGCCCUGCGGUAUGGGUGAUGAUGUUUGUCAUGUGCCUCACCGUGGUGGCCAUCACCGUCUUCAUGUUCGAGUACUUCAGCCCCGUCAGCUACAACCAGAACCUCACUAGAGGCAAGAAGUCCGGGGGCCCAUCUUUCACCAUUGGCAAGUCCGUGUGGCUGCUGUGGGCGCUGGUCUUCAACAACUCGGUGCCGAUUGAGAACCCACGGGGCACCACCAGCAAGAUCAUGGUUCUGGUCUGGGCCUUCUUUGCUGUCAUCUUCCUCGCCAGCUACACGGCCAACCUGGCCGCCUUCAUGAUCCAGGAGCAAUAUAUCGACACUGUGUCGGGACUCAGUGACAAGAAGAGUCUCCAUUUGGAAAACACAGGAGUGGCCUGGACAGCCUUUAAGACCUUCUGCUCUGACUAUUUUCAGCGGCCUCAAGAUCAGUACCCACCUUUCCGCUUUGGCACGGUGCCCAACGGCAGCACAGAGCGGAACAUCCGCAGUAACUACCGUGACAUGCACACCCACAUGGUCAAGUUCAACCAGCGCUCGGUGGAGGACGCGCUCACCAGCCUCAAGAUGGGGAAGCUGGAUGCCUUCAUCUAUGAUGCUGCUGUCCUCAACUACAUGGCAGGCAAGGACGAGGGCUGCAAGCUGGUCACCAUUGGGUCUGGCAAGGUCUUUGCCACCACUGGCUACGGCAUCGCCAUGCAGAAGGACUCCCACUGGAAGCGGGCCAUAGACCUGGCACUCUUGCAGUUCCUGGGGGACGGAGAGACACAGAAACUGGAGACAGUGUGGCUCUCGGGGAUCUGCCAGAAUGAGAAGAACGAGGUGAUGAGCAGCAAGCUGGACAUCGACAACAUGGCAGGUGUCUUCUACAUGCUGCUGGUGGCCAUGGGGCUGGCCCUGCUGGUCUUCGCCUGGGAGCACCUGGUCUACUGGAAGCUGCGCCACUCGGUGCCCAACACAUCCCAGCUGGACUUCCUGCUGGCUUUCAGCAGGGGCAUCUACAGCUGCUUCAGCGGGGUGCAGAGCCUGGCCAGCCCACCGCGGCAGCCCAGCCCGGACCUCACGGCCAGCUCGGCCCAGGCCAGCGUGCUCAAGAUGCUGCAGGCGGCCCGCGACAUGGUGACCACGGCGGGCGUGAGCAGCUCCCUGGACCGCCCCACUCGCACCAUCGAGAACUGGGGUGGCAGCCGCCGUGCGCCCCCACCGCCCCCCUGCCCGACCCCGCGGUCUGGCCCCAGCCCAUGCCUGCCCACCCCCGGCUCGCCCCCAGAGCCGAGCCCCAGGGGCUGGAGACCGCCAGGCGGGGGUCGCGCGGCGCUUGUGCGCAGGGCUCCGCAGCCCCCGGGCCGUCCCCCGACGCCGGGGCCGCCCCUGCCCGACGUCUCCCGAGUGUCGCGCCGCCCAGCCUGGGAGGCGCGGUGGCCGGUGCGGGCCGGGCACUGCGGGAGGCACCUCUCGGCCUCCGAGCGGCGCGCGCUCCCAGAGCGGCCCCUGUCGCCCGCGCGCUGUCACUACAGCUCCUUUCCUCGAGCCGACCGAUCCGGCCGCCCCUUCCUCCCGCUCUUCCCCGAGCCCCCGGAGCCGGAGGACCUGCCGCUGCUCGGGCUGGAGCAGCUGGCCCGGCGGGAGGCCCUGCUGCACGCAGCUUGGGCCCGGGGCUCGCGCCCGCGCCACGCUUCCCUGCCCAGCUCCCUGGCCGAGGCCUUCGUUCGGCCCAGCUCGCUGCCCGCUGGGUGCACCUGCCUCACCUGCGCCCGCCCCGACGGCCACUCGGCCUGCAGGCGCUUGGCGCAGGCGCAGUCGAUGUGCCUGCCGACUUACCGGGAGGCCUGCCAGGAGGGCGAGCAGGCAGGGGCCCCCACCUGGCAGCACAGACAGCAUGUCUGCCUGCACGCCCACGCCCACCUGCCGUUUUGCUGGGGGGCUGUCUGUCCUCACCUUCCACCCUGUGCCAGCCAGGGCUCCUGGCUCUCUGGGGCCUGGGGGCCUCUGGGGCACAGGGGCAGAACUCUGGGGCUGGGCACAGGCUACAGGGACAGUGGGGGACUGGACGAGGUCAGCAGGGUAGCCUGUGGGACGCAAGGCUUCCCGGGACCCUGCACCUGGAGGCGGAUCUCCAGUCUGGAGUCAGAAGUGUGAGUUAUCAGCCACUCGGGCUUCGAGCCAGCUGGAUUCUCUGCCUGGCACUGUCAGGAUUAAGCGGCAGGCAGGAUUGGGCUUUUCUCGCUUCUACCAUGAAAUCCUGGCCAUGGGACCCCAGUGACAGAUGAUAUCUUCCAUGGUCAUCAGUGACCUCAGUAGCCUCAAAUCGUGGUGAGGGUUGGGCUUCUGCUGUCCUCUUAUCAUGCAGAGUUCUGCCAGGAGGGUGUGCUGUGGGGGUCAGACCCCUGAGGCUCUCCCUGCCCUGGGGCUAGCCAGUUACUGGUCAUGGCUGCUGUGGGCAUGGAGACUAGAACUUGUGGUUGAGGCAGGGUCAUCCUGAUCCUUGCUCUACCUGGCUGGAGUUUCUUCUCAUCAGAGCACUGGGACAUUAAACCAACCUUUUACAACACA